This is a messenger RNA of Engraulis encrasicolus (European anchovy), 2208 nucleotides long. RefSeq names its product phosphatase and actin regulator 3a (gene phactr3a). Gene Ontology annotation, biological process: actin cytoskeleton organization. Lineage: Eukaryota; Metazoa; Chordata; Actinopteri; Clupeiformes; Engraulidae. Bases 1 to 1542 code for a protein of 513 amino acids. Gene Ontology annotation, molecular function: actin binding. The transcript is spliced from 12 exons. The record is from RefSeq and is a predicted model, not a curated record.
AUGGCGACACAACAACACACUACACCAGCAGCAGGCAGCAGCGGCACAGCCAACCAAUCAAAUAGCAGACAUGGGUUGGAGCUGGACCAGCCGAGGGUGCUGCGCUCCAGCUGCCUGGUGACAGGUGUCCACUCCUCGCCCAUACGCCGCAACAGCAAGCUGGCCACGCUGGGACGCAUCUUCAGGCCCUGGAAGUGGAGGAAAAAGAAAACGGAGAAGCUCAAGCAGAGCUCCACAGAUGUUGCACUAGCAUGUGGCCUACACGCCAGCGACCCCAGCCCCACCCUCCAGGGCAUGUCGGACAUGGAGUGCCGGUUGCCGCCAACAUUACCCAACAUGCUCAGCGUCAGCAGCAUGGAGUACCUGGGCUCGGACCACGAGCCCCUCCCGCCACCGCCCGAACUGCCUGAUGAGGCCGACUCGUUAGAGGAGCCGUCGAACCCCGAGGAGGAAGAGGAUGAGGAAGGGGAGGAGGAGGACGAAGAGGAGGAGGGGGAGGAGGACGUAGGAGCGCUGUGCUGCGACGGCCUGGACGGCAUGCUGCAUGAGUGUGGCGUGGAGGGCGUGGAGCAGGACGCUCUGGAUGCCGCGCUGCAGGGACACUCCCCACCAGGCGUACCCGGGCCUCUGGCCUCGCAGCUGGGCAGCGAGGAGGAUGACCAGGGUGUAGCCAUGCCCCCCAUGCACCAGUCCAACUCCUUCCUCUCCAAGGAGCCUCCGCGGGUCCCGGAGCGGGAGGGCCCCUGCCCCAUCCCCAUCCCCAUUCCCCUGCGCGGCCCCCUCUCCAACCAAGUGGUGUCACCACACAUGGCCAGCAUCCACCCGCCACUGCCCCCUAGCUGCAUCAUUGAGGAGCUGCACCGAGCGCUGGCCAACAAACUCAGGCAGGAGAGCAGCAUUGAGCGGGAACCCAGUGGCGAGACUGAGAGCCGGAAGGAGUCGGAGGAGAACAAGGAGAACCUGCGGAUGGACCAGUGGUUCACCGACGCCUCAGGCCACAUACUGGACCAGGAACAAUGGAACGACUCGGUCAUCUCCGGCACUCUUCCUCGCAGGAUGAGGAAGGAGCUGCUGGCGGUGAAGCUUCGGAACCGGCCCAGCAAGCAGGAGCUGGAGGACAGGAACAUCUUCCCCACGCGCAGCGACCAGGAACGACAGGAGAUCAGGCAACAGAUCGAGAUGAAGCUCGCCAAGAGACUAAGUCAGCGGCCGAAUGUGGAGGAAUUGGAGAGCCGGAAUAUUUUGAAACAAAGAAACGAGCAGGAACAGGAGGAGAGGAGAGAGAUCAAACAGAGACUAAACAGAAAGCUCAACCAGAGACCCACAGUAGACGAGCUGCGGGAGAGGAAGAUCCUGAUCCGCUUCAGUGACUACGUGGAAGUGGCCAAGGCUCAGGACUACGACCGCAGGGCAGACAAACCCUGGACCAGACUUUCUGCGUCUGACAAGGCUGCCAUCCGAAAGGAGUUGAAUGAGUUCAAAAGCACUGAGAUGGAGGUGCACGCAUCCAGCAAGCAUCUCACAAGAUUUCACAGGCCGUAGAAGACUUUCUUCCAUGAAGAAACGGUGAAGCGAGACUUUCAGUUUUUUUCGUCUGUGAAAUUCCUGGAGGUGUGUGUUUUUUUUAAUUCCGGGGCCUCACCUCUCUGGGUGUUAAGUCUUUGGGCUCGUCCUUAUUCUUCCAGGGCCCGGGCUUCCAGGAGGGGCAGUGGGCUACUGUGAUGCUUUUUGGGGGGUUAGCCACCUGAGGGCCAGCCUUCAGCCAGAAGUGCUGGCAGGAAGGACACUCCCAAUAGGAGCUUUGGUACAAUCCACUUUAGUGGACAGAGAUGGACAGAGGGACAAAGAUGGAGAACUGUAUUCAGUGUUUUUUUCUUCUUCUGAAGGACGUUUUUUGAAAGGACACUUGUUUCAAGAGACCAUCAGUGUUUGGUGGAAGUUGUGCAUGUGUGACCGGCUCCACCUAAAAAAUGUUGAAAAAGGGUACUACCGUAAUACUUGAGGGUCGAACAGAGACUGGUCUUUGGGGGUGAAUUUCAUAUCAAAGUGUACGCAGAGUCAGUCUGAACAGGGUUGUUCAUGUCUUCACUUGAAAAAGAAAAAAAAACUUUGUAAGCACUACUUGUCUUCAUAAUACAAGACUUUUUAAAAAUAUGUGGUGUCUUCUUGUUCCAAAACAUACCAAAAUCUGUAGCCAAGACCAGGUGA